This is a messenger RNA of Chlamydomonas reinhardtii, 1749 nucleotides long. RefSeq lists its product as uncharacterized. Gene Ontology annotation, cellular component: mitochondrial matrix. The record is from RefSeq and is a predicted model, not a curated record. Bases 628 to 927 code for a protein of 99 amino acids. Lineage: Eukaryota; Viridiplantae; Chlorophyta; Chlorophyceae; Chlamydomonadales; Chlamydomonadaceae. Gene Ontology annotation, molecular function: protein folding chaperone; protein-folding chaperone binding; metal ion binding. The transcript is spliced from 3 exons.
CCUACAGGCCCAGCGUGUUGAUGACUUCAAGAAGGCGCAGAUGGCGCGCGCGUCGGAGAUCCUCAAAAAGCAGCAAGAGGAGAAGGCGGAGCGCGACAAGCACCUGGCUUCGCUGUACCGGAAUAAGAUGGCGCCCGAGUUCUUUACCCAGUUUGGCACCUCGCACCGGUGAUAGCCUCGUGUCGUCGCAGUGGUGGUGAAGCUCAACUGCGCGCGUGCUUGUCAAGUUUUGUCUGUUCAGGGUUUUGUGAGUUUGUGUCAAGUGUGUGUAGCAAUGAAGUGAGAACUCAACGCAGUGAUUGCAAGCACAUACGUAUGUAGGCACUAGGUAGGAAGACUGCGGGAUGCGAACGUGUGACACGCGGGGUUUAGGCGGGUAGAGAACAGAUGUGAAGUCGACGCACAUAGAAUGGCUGACUCAGCUGGUGUAGGAGCAGGACUAUGAUGGUUUCACAUGCCAACUCUGAGGGGGCGUCAUUAGCCGUCAUGAGAUGGGGGCUUCACGUGGGGGCUUCCAGAAAGAACAUUAUGGAAGUGUCACGAGAGAAUGGCUAUGUGACGCUUGUAAAUUCGACGAGUUGUGACAUUUUCCCCAUACAUCACUAUCACUGAACUGACCUAAUUAAAAUGGCCGCUCGCCGUCUUAUUCCGCUGCUGGACCGCGUGCUCAUCGACAAGGUGCAGGCGGUCAGCAAGACCGCUGGUGGCGUGCUGCUGCCUGAGAGCGUUACGCAGAAGGUGAAUGAAGGCAUUGUGGUCGCUGUCGGGCCGGGCCGCCGCAACAAGGACGGCGACCUGCUGCCGACCAACGUGAAGGAGGGCGACAAGGUGCUGCUGCCCGAGUACGGUGGCAGCCAAAUCAAGCUUGGGGACAAGGAGCUCUACCUCUACCGCGAUGAGGAGCUGCUGGGUGUCCUGAAGGACUGAAGCGCCUGCACGCAGGCACAGGCGGUAGCAGGACCUGGCUCAGCAGCGGCAGCGGACGCCUAGUUGACACUUGAUAUGGCAUAAUGUGCGCAGCCCAGCGGAGGCUGCGUGUCAGUGCUGAGGAGGUAUAGAUGACAAGGAAUCCCAGGUCGAGAUUAGGCGGACAAUUGGGCAGAAGAGGUUGGAAAGGAGCGGUAGGACGUCGCACGCGCACGACUGGUCUUGCCACGGGUUGUGGGCCUCGUGUGGCCUGCUGUGUCCAGGCCCCGGGGUUCCACGGACGCAGUGUGUGCAAAACUACAAGGCCGCGACAAACGCCAGCCGAGUGGCGUUGGAGGGGAGGAUGAAUGACAUGAAAGAGUGGGCGAGCAGGUGAGAGGGAACGCUUGUGUCUGAGUGGCUCGGUCGGAAUGGACACCGUACCUAUGGGCAGCUACGCAUGCUGCCUGGUACGGGGGCUGGAUGUGUUUUGAUGUGUCUUUGCGGGGCGGCGAUGGAUUAGAGCUGACCGGCGGAACGGCAGACGCCUUGCAUCCUCGUGGCGAAGGGCAUAGCCAUGUCGUGCAAGCUGGCAAGUAAAUGUGUAGCCGUUGCCAACCGGUCGUGUACAUGGGUUAGGCAUGUGCGGCUAUGGGAUGCAGGUACAGAUGUUAGGGCCAGUGUGCAACAGGGGAGGGUAUGCGUCCGUGAUGGAACAUGGCAAGGUCAAAGGUCGUGCGAGGGUGGGGCCAGGUGGCGGGGGGACCAAACCAACGGACACGCAAAACUCCGUUCAGGUCAACGCCUGGCUGGCCGUCAAACUGCCGGGAAAUAAGAAGCCGA